Molecule: messenger RNA, 807 nt
Organism: Trichoderma aggressivum f. europaeum
Lineage: Eukaryota; Fungi; Ascomycota; Sordariomycetes; Hypocreales; Hypocreaceae
Exons: 3
Coding region: 1-807 (268 amino acids)
Biological process (GO): positive regulation of protein catabolic process
Cellular component (GO): cytoplasm; nucleus
Molecular function (GO): ornithine decarboxylase inhibitor activity
Source: RefSeq, a predicted model, not a curated record
AUGGCGCCAAUGAGUAACCAAAGUAUAAAUUACAGUAGUAAUUAUGGCGAGGAGUUGACUGCCCGUGUCAACGUCCUUGCCUCAUGCUACGUCGUUGACUCUGCCGCCAGCCUCAAGGGCCUCCACUACUGCACUACGGGGGUCACAGGCCUGCCUUCUCCUCCGUCAAGUCCCCCCCUCGCCGCAUUAACCUCGUCCAACCAGCUCGCCCUUCUUCCUAAGCAGAAGAAGCGCGACAUUCCAGGCAGACGCCUGGAGCGACGAGGGGGGGCAGCACUCAUGAUCAGGGAAGAAUGUGAGAGAUUCUUCUGUGAGACCAUGAAGACCGUGUUCCUUGGUGAGAGGAACCCGUCUAUCAAUGGCUCCGGCUUUUCAGGUGCUUAUUUACAAUCGCCGCCACCCGACAACCACCUCGCGGAUCCAUUCAACCAGGGCCCGGACGCAGUUCCGGCUGGCUCGCGGAUCGACGCCUGGAUGGAAGUAUGGGACUACGCCGGCGGAUCGAGCUUCCGCGCCUUUGUGGUGGACGAUGGAAGGGAGAAGUCCCUCUUCAUCUUCUUCGACAUUGAAGGCGUGCUCGGAAGAGACUUGAAAAAGGCUCUUAUGGCGCUCAUCGAACUUGCUGAUGGUCCCCUGGCCUGUAGCCAGAUCGUCACAUGUCUCGAUCGCCGCCUGCCUGCAGAGAAUGCUCGUGAUUUGGUCAAGAGCCUUCAGUGGGUUGGGUUUGACAUGGCCACGCUAGAUCACUGGGCUGAAGACUUGGACGUGACUAGCAAGCAGUGGAUUUUCAUGGGCAUGGAACUCUAG